Molecule: messenger RNA, 1728 nt
Organism: Closterium sp. Naga37s-1
Lineage: Eukaryota; Viridiplantae; Streptophyta; Zygnematophyceae; Desmidiales; Closteriaceae
Source: the annotation of a GenBank genome assembly
AUGGACGCGGAACUACCUGCGCGGGACGCUGAGGCGGAAGGGGGGGAGACGGGGGAGACAGGGGAGGCGGAGGCGUUACUAGCAAGGCGCAGGGGGGGGGAAGAAGCAGCAGGCGCGGCGGAGCUCCGCGGGCCGCCUCCAGGCGGUGCUGCUAGUCCCGCGGACGAAACAACUGCCGCCCUGUGCUCUGCUGUGGUUGGGAGUGAGGGAAGUGUGGAGCAGGGAAAGCUAGGGGAGAGGGUGGUGAAGGAGGGGAGCGGGGUGGGUGAAUGGGAUGAUGGCGGUGGCAGGACGAGGGACGGUGGAGGGAACGCAGUGGAGGAAGGGGGGCGGGAGGAGAAAGAGGAGGAGGACGAGAGCACGCAGCAAUGCCGGAUAUGCCUGGAGGCUGAUGGUAUGAUAGCCGCACAUGCGCACACGUGGAGGGGGGUGAAAAUGGGGAGGGAAGUGAGGAAGCACCCUGCCAGUGCCGUGGGACUCAGCGCUUCGUGCACCGCGCCUGCCUUGACGCUUGGAGGGCUGCCAAGGUGCACUGCGGUGGGGCGCGGUAGUAGUGGGGUGUGCGGUCUGGUGGGAUACCGUCCACUGUCCAUUGUGACUCAUGCGGUCCCGGUUCCCCUUGCUGCCUGCCCUCCUGCUGUCAUUCCCCCCUCCUUCCCUCCUUACCCCACGUGCUCUCCCUCCUACCCCUACCCCGCCAUUCCGCCCCAUCUCUCCAUCAGCGAUUUCUUUCUCCUCUCCUUCCACUUCCUUCGUUUUCCCCUGCCAUGCACCUCCUUCCAUCUCCUCGCCCCCCCGCUCCCUAUCCACCUCGGCUCCAUCACCCAUCACAGCAGGCUUCUGCAUUCUCACGCCCGUGCCUCUUCCCUCCCCUGUCUCCCACUCCCUCUGCCCCUCUCCUGCCCCUGCCCCUGCCCCUGCCCCUGCCCCUGCCCCUGCCCCUGCCCCUGCCCCUGCCCCUGCCCCUGCCCCUGCCCCUGCCCCUGCCCCUGCCCCUGCCCCUGCCCCUGCCCCUGCCCCUGCCCCUCCGCCUGCCCCUGCCCCUCCGCCUGCAUCUUCCCAUGCCCAUUCCCCCCCUCCCUCUCCCCUGCCGCCCUCUAUCCACACCUCCUCCCCACCACAUCACAGCAGGGUUCAGCAUUCUCACGCUGCUCCGAGUGCCGUGCGCCUUUCUCCCUGCGCCCACACCUGCCCCGCGACCGCUCCUGGCACCGACUGCGGUUUAGAGCGGUGCUGCUGAGGGACCAUGCAGCACUCGUCACCCUCGUGCUCCUGCUGGUGGGGGCACUGGGAGUGUUCACAUACCGGGUGUUUGGGCGCCAGCUCAGGGACGCACUGGGCUUCCAGGACCGCCCCCACGAGUUCUUCUCCUUUGCUGGUCAGCUCUUCCCUCCUCCUCUGCCCCCGGACUUACGCGGCCGUGAGGUGUGUAUUCUCUCCCUUGCGCUCCCCCUGUCCAUCACGCCGCCCACCAGUGUCACUGCUGGCACUACUAGGGCUCGUGUGCAGGGCGCGCAUGGCCGCACUACUAGGGCUCGUGUGUACUGUCACAUUGUGCUCAUGCCUGUGCUCAUGCCUGUGCUCAUGCCUGUGCUCAUGCCUGUGCUCAUGCCUGUGCUCAUGCCUAGGCCAGCACACCAAGGUACGCCCCUGCACCUCCUCGCUUCUCUUCCGUUCCUUCAACUCUCCCACACGUCUCUUUCCUUCCCCUCCGCAUCUUGCACAUAG